This is a messenger RNA of Orcinus orca (killer whale), 1965 nucleotides long. RefSeq names its product MISP family member 3 (gene MISP3). Lineage: Eukaryota; Metazoa; Chordata; Mammalia; Artiodactyla; Delphinidae. The coding region runs from base 683 to 1441 and encodes 252 amino acids. The record is from RefSeq and is a predicted model, not a curated record. The transcript is spliced from 2 exons.
GUCUCGAGGGCGGGGCCAGGGCGGAGCCCGGAGUCCUGCCUGCAGGUGCAGGGGGCGUUGCCCGGCCCUGCCCCCGGGGACAGUUCUUGGAGGCCAGGGGCGGGUCAGAGAAGCGGCCGGUGCAGGCUACGCCUUGGAACCCGCGGACGGCGACUGCAGCCACAGGUGCCGCGCAGGGCGGUGUGUCCCAGCUCUGGGCAUCAAAACUCCAGCGCUGGGAGCUACGGCUUCCCAGCUGCUCCCAACCCUGGACACCGAGGCCCCCGGGCCGAAGAGCGAAGCCCUGGGGUCGUCCGAAGAGCGGGGCCCUGAGCCCCCCGGGUUAGACAGAGAAAUUCCCGGGCCUGCCGCAGAGCAGGAUACCGAGGUCCCCAGGCCAGGAGGCGAGGUCCCCGUGCCCUCCCCAGACCAGGGCGCGGAGACCCCCGAGCAAGAGAGCGAAGUCCUCGGGCCAUCAGCGGGGCAGGAGGCAGAGCGCCCUGGACCGACCGCAGCUGAGGGCUUUGAGAGUCCUGGGCGAGGCAGCGACGACGCUGAACCGUGUGAAGCGCGAGGCGCGGGGCUUCUGGAGCAGUGUCCCUCUCAAGGUCCGGAAACCUCCUCUGAGUCAAACUCGGAAUCCCCCCAGCUGCGUUUCCUACUGCGCUCCGAGACCCCACAACAGCCCCCAGAGCAGCCGCUCAUGGAGACGCCCAUCGAGCGCGAAAUCCGCCGCAGCUGCGAACGCGAGGAGAGCCUGCGCCGGAGCCGGGGCCUGAGCCCAGGUCGCGCGGGCCGCGAACUCGUCGAACUGCGUGUGCGGCCGGUGCUCAGCCUGCCGGGCCCCGGCUCCGCGCUCCCGCGCGCCUUGGAGCGCGCUCGGGCGGGCGCGCAGAUGCAGCGAGACAUCGAGCGGGAGGCCCAUCGGCAGGCGGCGCUAGCGCGCCCCGAGAUCCCAAAGCAGCGCGCCCGGCAGCCGCCUCAGCCGCUGGGCGAGCUCAAGCGCUUCUUCGAGGCUGCCGGCGGGUGCGGCUCCUCGCUGGCGGCGGAGGGCAGCGCGGACCCGCAGCGGCUGCCUGAGCCCGGAGGCCGGCCACGUUCAGUCGUGCAGAGCCGGUGCCCGGUGCUGGCCCGCGCCCCGCCGCCCAUCGCACCAUCGCUGCUGGAGCAGGAGGUGCGCGAGGUGAAUGAGCGCGAGCGGGAACUGCAGCGCCAGCGCCUCAGCGUCUACGGCACCGCCGAGUUCAAGGAGCCCGCGCCCAGCCUAACUGCGAGCAGGGGCGACGGAAAGCUGGCGGUGAUCUGGCCUCCCCGCAGAAAGGCCUCGGAGAACGGUCUGGAGCAGGUGGGAACCCCUUUCCCCUCCUGCCUCAGGCGUUUGUCGCUGCCCCCCACCCCAACCCUCUGCGUGCGAGAACGCUGGGCUGGGGAAAGGACCCCCUGGGAAGUCACUCUGCGCUAGGACCCAAAGUCCCGGACGUGGCCCAGGGGUGUCGAGAAGGCGGUGGUCCUGGGGCCCAAACUGCCCCACCCGGGGCCUGGGUGUCCCCACUCGCGGUGCGCGGGCCCCCGAGGCAUGCCUUCGGUCUGGCCCCUCUCUCCAGGAGGAGACGAAGCCUUGAGGUUCGAGCCGGCUGGGGUCCCAGGACGAAGGUAACAUGCCCGUCAGAGGACCCAGGCAGGGGCGCCCAGGAGUGCCCUCCGGAUCGGCGGAAGACCUAGAGAGGGGCUACAGGUCUGAGCCAGGAAAGACGCAAUCGAUCAGCCCCUCCUCGAACCUGACUUUGUGAAAUUGACCAGAAUCUUCUAUAAAACUGUUAGUCCCAAUGGGGAAACACCACUAUCACAACCCCGCCAGUAAAACUGCCCCGCCCUCCUCCACCUAACUGCAAACGGAGCUAGCCUCUCCUUCCGGCCUUGACUGUUAGAUAGGGGUCACCUCCUCGGCUGUCCCCACUCCCCAAUAAAGCCCCUUCUUUCUGGGCA